GGGAUGUAGCAGAGAGAAAGACGGAAAUUGUAAUAACUAGCAGAUUUGCGAUUGCUGUCGCUCCCUCACGAUAGCUCUGAUGACACGUCAAUCAGUAGAUGAGCUGAAAAAGACAGCUGAUGAUGUAAAUUUCCGCAAAAAGAGAUUAUUAAAGCGAAACCUGAAACCCACGCGACUCCCUCGGUGCAGGGUCAGUUUAUCGUCUGACAGCACUGGAAUACAGUUUACGUAAAGAUCACAGUAGAAAUUCCUCGUAAAACCUUACGUGCAAGAGAGUGAGUAAUCGACAAUCCCUCGAGUCAGGAAUUUUCGGAUAUAUUGACUUACAACGAUAGUGAAACUCAAGUAUCAUAUUAAGCUUUCUUCAGGAUUUUAAUCAACAAAAACACUUAAUCUUGGUGUCGCUGUCCGCUCAGUAGAAAUGUCUGGUGACUGCGGACUCAUCCUUAAGUAAAUUUUAAAGAAAUUAACUAGUACCUAGGCUAGUGCCCGUCUAGUACUUGUUUCAUCGUAUGUGUUUGGUAUUCUAUUAAUAUCCUUUAUCUUGAAGCCGGCAGAACGAUGUGUCGUCCAAGAGUUACUGCAGUCUUGCUCAUGUUCAUUCCUUGUUUGGUUUUCUCCGCGGAGAUUCCGAAUAUCUUGCCGGGUGAUGUUGCUCCUUCAUUUGUUCUUCAAGCAAAGGAAGUAAUUCAUGGUACCGACGUACUUCUCAGAUAUGGAGGCAACGAUUCCAACAUCCAAGGACCCAUUGUGUUCCUCGCGUAUACCGACCGCUCAGGAUUCUUAGAUCGUCUUCUAUCCGACCCAGAUUGCUUCAAGACUCUGAUGGAGAACUCCCCUGACAAUACGAAUUACGUGUUUCUUUUUUAUGCGACUUCUUCAUCUUCGGUCAAAGAUGCUGCUGACCAGCUCGCUCGGAGAUUUAAAGAAGCAAUGUAUAACUACUUUUUUCGAUCCAGCAGGUCCCUCGAAUUCUCCCGGGUAAGGAGAUUCCCUACCUUGACCGCGAGAAUGGGAACAUUACUGGAUUUCAGUAACAACUGGCUUUCGCGGGUACAUAUUGCGACAUUUCCUGUAUUUACUCUCGGAAAUUGGAUCCCGCGGGUGCUAUCUCAGUGGUAUUGUUCCGGGCACGGGUGUGGCUUUGCCCAGAUCGUCAUUGAAAAUGAUAAAGGUGAAAUCCACAUGGUGUCAAAGCGUUUAGAUGCACGCUAUGAUUGGCUGCCGUCUCCAGACACGCUCGCAAAAUACGGACAUUUGCAAGUGGCGUUUGUUGGAGAUGCCUGCAAUGCCAGCUCGUUUGUGAAUCCUGUAAAUGGUAAACUUGCCCUCGUUUCAAUGGAGGGCGUCCAAUGUUCAUACUUUACAAAGGUACAAAACUCUGAGAAAAAUGGCGCUCUUGGUGUCCUGGUGUUUCCUGAACCGAACCAGGCUUUGCUAGACAUGAACUGUAACGGCUCAGAAUGUAACACACAGCUCAACAUCCCAGCAUCCAUGAUUCCACAUAGCAUUGGGUUUAAUUUGAGCAAGGGCAGUGGUAUUUAUGUCCGUUUCCAGACAACGCCCUCAGACACAUUUGUAUUUGGAAUUGACGGGGAGGGCAAAGUGGAGGAAACCGGUUGGUUUUUGUAUCCGUCCACGCUCUUCAUGGCCUAUCAGGCCCAGUGGUUUAAUUAUAAAACGCAGUUGUUGAAGAACUUGACAACGGGAGAUGCGAUGGUAAUCAACGUGUUCAACCACAGUGUGAUGCAGGGAGAGAAAGGGGUCAGCGGUACUGUUCAUCUGCCUUCUUUGAAUGACCUCCAGAGGUACGAACACGUGGAAUUGGACUUUGCUUUAUCGUGCCCAGGCUCCAGAGACGAAACUUGCGCCAGAUGGGAUCACGUAAUACAGCUGUACGUUUGCUGUAACUCUACAAGUGAGCUAUGUGGCCUGGAACUAGGCAGAUGGAUAACACCCUUUAGACGACGUAUUGGACGCUGGUUAACGCCAGUGAAGCCGCUGAUUCCUCUGCUACAAUCCGCGGACUCCGGCUCAACCAACACUUGUAACUUUACAAUGAAAACAGUUCCCUGGGCAAUGGCGUGGGUUCCAACACUCAACAUCAGACUUGUUGGCAAAAUACAAGUAUUAAACAAGUAUGAGACAUUUCGCUCGAGAGAGAAGACUCUUGUUCCAGUAGAGGUUAUACCACUCUUCAGGGGAGGAACAUUUGACAAGAACUACAACACCAAAUACAGACCCUUUACUUUUGCUCCUCCACAAGGAACUGACAAAGUAAAGCUUGUCGCAACCAUAACAGGCCAUGGCAGUGAUAAUAACAACUGCGCCGAGUUCUGCGUCACAUCGCAUCAUUUUGUUGUCAACAACAAACAUAACUAUACCCGUGUGUUCAAAAACGCCGGCACCGCCCUAGGGUGUGCUGACCGCGUGCCAGAGGGAGUGGUACCAAAUGAGCAUGGCACGUGGCUGUAUGGGCGGGACGGUUGGUGUGAUGGCCAGGAGGUAGUGCCCUGGGUCGUGGAUAUAACAAGUGCACUUACAACUCCUGAAAAUCAGAUCAAGUACUUUGGUUGGUUUAACAAUACUGAUCCCAAUCCAACACGUGACCCUGGUGAUAUCAUCAUGUACUCUUAUUUAGUGUACUACAAGUACUUAGCCCCGGAGCCGGACCUCCCUCGGCCAACCACACGAGUAGGAAGUGGACACGACAUAAACAAAUAGUUUGACCUUUGAAUGACAUUCGAGCCGCAUACUCUGAUACAUGUUACGGCUGGUAAUAUUUUCACUCGUAACAAAAUGCGAAAUAAAAAUUUCAAAAGAAGGCGGGGACCGGCAGCCCCUCAGCUCCGAA
Pocillopora damicornis (cauliflower coral) is the source of this 2854-nucleotide messenger RNA. RefSeq lists its product as uncharacterized. The record is from RefSeq and is a predicted model, not a curated record. Gene Ontology annotation, molecular function: oxidoreductase activity, acting on paired donors, with incorporation or reduction of molecular oxygen, reduced ascorbate as one donor, and incorporation of one atom of oxygen. Lineage: Eukaryota; Metazoa; Cnidaria; Anthozoa; Scleractinia; Pocilloporidae.